Molecule: messenger RNA, 2692 nt
Organism: Apis cerana (Asiatic honeybee)
Lineage: Eukaryota; Metazoa; Arthropoda; Insecta; Hymenoptera; Apidae
Product: glutathione hydrolase 7
Biological process (GO): glutathione catabolic process
Cellular component (GO): plasma membrane
Molecular function (GO): glutathione gamma-glutamate hydrolase
Source: RefSeq, a predicted model, not a curated record
AAAUAUAUAUGUACAUAUAUAUAUAUAUAUAUAUAUACAUACUAUUUAAUAUAAUACAAGUUGCAUACUAUUUAAAUAACUCUAUAAUCCUUAAUUCUUUUUAUUUUAAUUAAUUCAUAUAUUUAUAAUGCGUUAUAAUAAUUCUCGUUCUACUGAAGAAUGUCCUUUAACAAAAAAUAGAAGUUAUAAAUAUACUUUAAGUAUAUAUUGUGGAGAUGGUUUAAAAUUCAUUAUAAGUUGUUUUACUAUUUUAACUAUUUCCAUUACGACAACAUUAGUUUUACAAAUACUAUAUGCUGAAGGAGGUCCACAGAAUAAAGUUGGUAUUCAUGGUGCAGUUGCAACAGAUUAUACAAAUUGUUCACAAAUUGGAACUAAGAUAUUACGAAAAAAUGGCAAUGCAAUAGAUGCAGCUAUUGCAGCUACCAUUUGUAUGACAGUAGUAGCUCCACAUAAAACUGGUCUCGGUGGUGGUGGUUACAUAAUGAUAUAUAAUCAUAAAGAACAAAUAAAACCAAUUAUUAUUGAUUUUACCAAUAAUACAAUUGAAGGCAAUUUUGAACAAAGUGGAAUACGUAUACCUGCAGUAUUACGAGGAUUAGAAUAUGCACAUAAAUUAAAAGGUAAAUUAUCAUGGAAUGAAAUUGUUGAACCUUCUGUAUCUUUAGCAAAAAGAGGAUUUGUUGUAUCAAAGGAAUUAGCUACUGAAGUAUCAAAAAACAUCAAUUAUGAGAUUUUGUAUGGACAUAUUAGUGCAGGAGAUAUAUUAAAGUUACCUGAUCUUAGUAAUAUGUUAAAUGCUGUAGCACUGAAAGGAACUAAUGUAUUAUAUAAUGGAACUUUUUCACAGAAAUUAUUACAUGACAAAGUUAAACUUUCAAAAUUACUUCCACAAUUGAUAAAAUAUGAACCUGAUAUAUAUGUAGCAAAAAAAUCUAGUUUUUAUAAACAUGCAGUAUAUUAUCCUCCACAUAUUUCAUUAUUAAAAUCAAUGAUUACUGCACUGGAAAAUCUUAAAAUAUCAGCUGAUAAUGCAUCUACAAUACAAACAGAGAUACAAGUAGCUAAAGCAUUAAUAAAUGUUGUUUCAUUUCCAUUUCAAUUAAAAUAUGCUGAAAAAAAAAAAUAUACUGGAGUUAUUGCAAUGGAUUGGGAAGAUACUUAUGUUUGUAUUAUAACUGGACUUAGUGCUCCAUUUGGUCUUGGAUAUAUGUCGAAUGCAGGUUUUUUAUUAGAUAAAACAGAUACCAAUAAUACUUUAUCUGUGCUUAUUCCAAUAAUUUUUCAUAAUGAAAGAGCAUUAUGUGGAUUACGAGGAGUAUUUGGAACUGAUGAUAUAUCAAUUAUUGGACAAUUAUUGUACAGUAUUAUAAUUCGUCAAUUAAAUAUUUCUGAAGCUAUUGAAUAUCCAAGAUAUUAUUUUUCAUCAAAUGGUCUUACUAUAGAAAAUAAUCAAAAACACGCUGUAAAUAUAUUAAUACAAAACCAACUAAAUUUAAUAGUACCAAUAUCGUAUUUGGAUACUGAUAUAGUAAAAAGUGUAAAUGCAAUCAUAAAAAGAAAAGAUUUAAUGUCAAGUCAUUCAGAUAGUCGUGGAGGUGGUCUUUCAUCAAGAUUUUAAUAAAUUAUUUAUUUUUAUCUCUUUUUUAUUAAAUAUAUUAUAUUUCUUUUUUUAUUAAAUAUAUUUAUAUAUAUUAAAGAUAAUUAUAAAAUAAGAUUUUUAAUAAAUCUUAGUAAACUACAAUUGAAUAAACUUUUCUAAAAUAAAGAAAAUGAUGAAUUAUUUUUUUUUAUUAAAAUAAUUCUUUUAUUUAUAUAUAUAAAAUAUAUAAAAUUAUAUAUAAAUUUAUAUUUAUAUAAAAAGCAAUAUAUAAUUAAAAUAUACAAUAAAAUUUUAAUAUCUUAUUUAUAUUUUGAUAUCAAUAUGAAAUGUUUAAAACUAAUUAAUAUAAUUUUGAUAUAUUUAUUGUGUGUGUGUGUGUGUGUGUGUGUGUGCGCGCGCGCGCGCGCGCGCAAGUUUUCUAAUAUAUUGAAAUGUUUUUAUUUCAUUUACAUUUUACAUAUUUGCAAUUGUUGCUUUUCUUCUUUAUAUUUUUUACUUAAAUCAAGUUGUCUUAAUUUAGCAUACAUUGCACUAGCACUAAGCACAAUAAAAUUACUUAUCCACCACAUAAAUGAUUUUUCUUCAUUAAACCAAUAAGUUGCUAAAAUUGUUUGUACACAAGCUUUAGCAGUUCCACUAAUAUUGUGAGUUAAAGGAGAUGUAACUUUUAUUUGAAGUGCUGUAGCAUAACCAAUAGCAAAUCCACAAAUACCACCAAUAAUCAUAACUAACCAAAAAUAAAAAGAUCCAAUUUUAUCAUAAUUGUAUACUGUAAUAUGUUCUCCAUUAAUUAUUAUUAAUGGAAGAAAUAUAAUAAUACUAUAUGCAUUAUUAUAAUAAGACAAUAACCAAAUAUCUUGAUUUAAUGUAGGAAGAACUUGUUUCAUAUGAAUAGAAUACAAAGAAAGAGUUAAUGAUCCUAAUACGCCAAAAAUUGUUCCUAGAACAGAUAAAGAACCAGCAAUAUGUUCUUGGUCUACACCAAGCCAAAAUCCAAUAACAAUAAAUGCACAACAUGCAAUACAAUUUGUAGAAGUUUUUUGACCUGUAAAAUUAUAAUAAAUUAUUACAUAAAUGUAUACAUAAAAA